Molecule: messenger RNA, 1370 nt
Organism: Balaenoptera musculus (blue whale)
Lineage: Eukaryota; Metazoa; Chordata; Mammalia; Artiodactyla; Balaenopteridae
Gene: NUDC
Product: nuclear distribution C, dynein complex regulator
Exons: 9
Coding region: 156-1151 (331 amino acids)
Biological process (GO): protein folding
Cellular component (GO): cytoplasm
Source: RefSeq, a predicted model, not a curated record
AGGCGGGCCUGGGCGGCGGGGCGUGUGCGUAUUUCCGGCUCCGCUGCGGAAGGCCGAGGACUAGAGCGGUUGGACCGGACGCGACCCUAAGGACCGGAGAGCGCGGGACGCGUGUGCGGAGCUCAGAUUUCGGAGCGUAGCUAGCGGCCGGCACGAUGGGCGGAGAGCAGGAGGAGGAUCGGUUCGACGGCAUGUUGCUGGCCAUGGCGCAGCAGCACGAGGGCGGCGUGCAGGAGCUCGUGAACACUUUCUUCAGCUUCCUUCGACGCAAAACGGACUUUUUCGUUGGAGGAGAAGAGGGGAUGGCAGAGAAGCUUAUCACACAGACCUUCAACCACCACAACCAGCUGGCACAGAAGGCCAGGCGGGAGAAGAGAGCUCGGCAGGAGACUGAGCGGCGGGAGAAAGCGGAGCGGGCAGCCAGGCUGGCCAAGGAGGCCAAGUCAGAGACCUCUGGGCCCCAGAUCAAGGAACUGACUGAUGAGGAGGCCGAGAGGCUGCAGCUGGAAAUUGACCAAAAAAAGGAUGCAGAGAAUCAUGAAGCCCAGCUCAAGAAUGGCAGUCUCGGCUCACCAGGGAAGCAGGAGGCUGAGGAGGAGGAGGAGGAGGACGAGAAGGACAAAGGGAAGCUGAAGCCCAAUUUCGGCAAUGGGGCGGACCUGCCCAAUUACCGCUGGACCCAGACCCUGUCGGAGCUGGACCUGGCAGUGCCCUUCCACGUGAACUUCCGGCUGAAGGGGAAGGACGUGGUGGUGGACAUCCAGCGGAGGCGCCUCCGGGUGGGGCUCAAGGGGCAGCCGGCGAUCGUGGACGGGGACCUUUACAACGAGGUGAAGGUGGAGGAGAGCUCGUGGCUCAUCGAGGACGGCAAGGUGGUGACGGUGCAUCUGGAGAAGAUCAACAAGAUGGAGUGGUGGAGCCGCUUGGUGUCCAGUGACCCUGAGAUCAAUACCAAGAAGAUCAACCCUGAGAACUCCAAGCUGUCAGACCUGGACAGUGAGACCCGCAGCAUGGUGGAGAAGAUGAUGUACGACCAGAGACAGAAGUCCAUGGGGCUGCCCACCUCAGAUGAGCAGAAGAAACAGGAGAUUCUGAAGAAGUUCAUGGAUCAGCAUCCAGAGAUGGAUUUUUCCAAGGCCAAAUUCAACUAGCCCCUGUGUUGGCCCCCCUGAACCCUUGGGGCUGAGCUCCCAGCUACCCACCUUCCUUUCCCACCCUUCCCUGGGACUUGUGGGCCUCAGGGCUGGGGCAGGCAUGGGGCUGGCCCACACACAGGUCUGAGGGCAUCAUGGGAGAAGGGCUGGGGCCUCAGGGGUGUCUUGUCCUCCCAUUUGGCCUGCUGUUACACAUUAAAACUAUUUACCCAAUUC